AUGAAGAUCCGUUGUGAUGUUUGCGAUAAAGAAGAAGCCUCUGUUUUUUGCCCCUCCGAUGAAGCCGCCCUCUGCGCCCCCUGUGACCGCCAAAUCCACCGAGCAAACAAGCUCGCCAGUCAACACAACCGUUUCUCUCUCCUCCAUUCCUCCGCCUCCGCCUCCGCCGCUGCUACUUCAGAGCCGUUAUGCGAUAUCUGCCAAAUCCGGCGAGCGUUUCUGUUCUGUCGGGAAGACAGAGCAAUCCUCUGUAGAGAAUGCGAUAUCCCAAUUCACGACACCAGCGAACACACCCAGAAGCACAGCCGGUUUCUUCUCACCGGCGUGAAGGUCUCCCCGUCGCCGGCGACUUCUUCUUCUUGUUCCUCCUCCGUGGCAAGCAGCGGCGAGGAAAAUGAAGGGUCGUUGAAGAAAUGCUCGAGGAAGAGAAGUAAAAUGGGGUUUAGCAAAGGAUUGGUAAUUUCAGAGUAUUUGGAGAGUUUGCCUGGUUGGUGUGUUGAGGAGUUUCUUGAUUCUUCAUCUUCCCCACAUCUUUUUUUGUAAAGUUUGAAGUUUUUUCUUUACAAGAACAUGGACUGAAGGCCUGCAAUGUUACUAUCCUUCGUUUGAAAUUCUUAGAGUUCUUUUUUCUUUUACAAAGUAUUAGAAAGGUAGUUAACCUCAUCGGAAAAGUGUAAGGGAUGAGCUUAGACAAUUGUAAAAGUAUCAUAUCCAUCUCAUUGGUUUUUAAAUUAUUAACAUUUUGGGGGGUUGGGGGCUUAGGGUAAGGUAUUAUAAUUUAAUAUCUUCUCCAUGUAUUAUAACAAUGUAUAAUUAUUAUAGUUUGUGUUUGAAGUGUAGAGUAUUAUUAUGUGAAUUGCAUUGUAGUCUUGUAUUUAAAGUACAUUUUUUUUUC
Cucumis sativus (cucumber) is the source of this 895-nucleotide messenger RNA. RefSeq names its product B-box zinc finger protein 21. Gene Ontology annotation, molecular function: zinc ion binding. NCBI's taxonomy places the organism in Eukaryota, Viridiplantae, Streptophyta, Magnoliopsida, Cucurbitales, Cucurbitaceae. Gene Ontology annotation, biological process: regulation of DNA-templated transcription; photomorphogenesis. Gene Ontology annotation, cellular component: nucleus. The coding region runs from base 1 to 543 and encodes 180 amino acids. The transcript has a single exon. The record is from RefSeq and is a predicted model, not a curated record.